CCAGGAGACUCAGGAGUCAGACUGCUCUCUGCUGGACUGGAGGAUCCACACUGCAGACUGGAGAAACUCAAUGUGGAACAUGGUGGAGAGAACACAAUGAAACCUGGGCUUAGAAAAUAUGUCUGUGAUCUCACACUGGACCCAAACACAGUAAACAGACUCCUCUCUCUGUCUGAGGAGAACAAAAAGGUGACAUGGGGGAGAGAGGUGCAGCCGUAUCCUGAUCACCAAGAGAGAUUUAAGGACUGGGACCAGGUGCUGUGUAGAGAGGGUCUGACUGGGCGCUGUUACUGGGAGGUAGAGUGGAGUGGGAGAAGGGCUGUUAUAGGAGUGACAUAUAAAGGAAUCAGCAGGAGAGGAAGGGGUAAGGACUGUGUUAUUGGAUACAAUGACAAGUCCUGGAGUCUGUUCUGCUCUGACGACAGUUACACUGCCUGGCACAAUAAUAAUUCCACUACCAUAGACGUCCCCUCCUCCAGCUCCCACAGAGUAGGAGUGUAUCUGGACUGGCCAGCCGGCACUCUGUCCUUCUACAGAGUCUCCAAUGACAAGCUGACCCACCUGAUCAGUUUCACCUCCACAUUCACUGAGCCCCUCUAUCCAGGGUUUAAUGUUUGUUUUGAUGACUCCUCAGUGUCUCUGUGUCAGGUGGUCCCUGUGUCAAACACAACAUGAUGUUUCACUCUAAUCAGGGUCAUGUUCAGUAAGACACACUGGAGCAACAAUGUAGAUUAUCUCUCUAGUCAUGUUCAGUAAGACACACUGGAGCAACAAUGUAGAAUAUCUCUCUAGUCAUGUUCAGUAAGACACACUGGAGCAACAAUGUAGAAUAUCUCUCUAGUCAUGUUCAGUAAGACACACUGGAGCAACAAUGUAGAAUAUCUCUCUAGUCAUGUUCAGUAAGACACACUGGAGCAACAAUGUAGAAUAUCUCUCUAGUCAUGUUCAGUAAGACACACUGGAGCAACAAUGUAGAAUAUCUCUCUAGUCAUGUUCAGUAAGACACACUGGAGCAACAAUGUAGAAUAUCUCUCUAGUCAUGUUUAGUUAGACACACUGGAGCAACAAUGUAGAAUAUCUCUCUAGUGUGUAAACCCCUCUAUCCAGGGUGUUUGGUAAUAAUAUCUCUGUAGUGUUUAAACCCCUCUAUCCAGUGUGUUUGGUAAUAAUAUCUCUCUAGUGUGUAAACCCCUCUAUCCAGGGUGUUAUGUUUGGUAUGACUCCUCUUCAGUGUCCCUGUGUCAGGUGGUCCCUGUGUCAGGUGGUCAGGUGGUCCCUGUGUCAGGUGGUCAGGUGGUCCCUGUGUCAGGUGGUCAGGUGGUCCCUGUGUCAGGUGGUCCCUGUGUCAGGUGGUCAGGUGGUCCCUGUGUCAGGUGGUCAGGUGGUCCCUGUGUCAGGUGGUCCCUGUGUCAGGUGGUCCCUGUGUCAGGUGGUCAGGUGGUCCCUGGGUCAGGUGGUCAGGUGGUCCCUGUGUCAGGUGGUCCCUGUGUCAGGUGGUCAGGUGGUCCCUGUGUCAGGUGGUCCCUGUGUCAGGUGGUCAGGUGGUCCCUGUGUCAGGUGGUCCCUGUGUCAGGUGGUCCCUGUGUCAGGUGGUCAGGUGGUCCCUGUGUCAGGUGGUCCCUGUGUCAGGUGGUCUCUGUGUCAGGUGGUCCCUUUGUCAGGUGGUCAGGUGGUCCCUGUGUCAGGUGGUCUCUGUGUCAGGUGGUCCCUGUGUCAGGUGGUCCCUGUGUCAGGUGGUCCCUGUGUCAGGUGGUCCCUUUGUCAGGUGGUCCCUGUGUCAGGUGGUCUCUGUGUCAGGUGGUCCCUGUGUCAGGUGGUCUCUGAGUCAGGUGGUCUCUGUGUCAGGUGGUCUCUGUGUCAGGUGGUCCCUGUGUCAGGUGGUCCCUGUGUCAGGUGGUCUCUGUGUCAGGUGGUCAGGUGGUCCCUGUGUCAGGUGGUCUCUGUGUCAGGUGGUCAGGUGGUCCCUGAGUCAGGUGGUCCCUGUGUCAGGUGGUCUCUGUGUCAGGUGGUCCCUGUGUCAGGUGGUCAGGUGGUCCCUGUGUCAAACACAACAUGAUGAUUCACUCUAUUUUCUUAUGUUUUUAUUGAACCUUUAUUUAACUAGGCAAGUCAGUUAAGAACAAAUGCUUAAUUUACAAUGACGGCUUACCCCGGCUAAACCCUCCCCUAACCCGGACGAUGCUGGGCCAAUUGUGUUGCCGCCCUAUGGGACUCCCGAUCAUUAUUGUAUUGGUUGUGAUACAGCCUGGAAACGAACCUUUAGGGCUGUAGAGACGCCUCUAUAAGCUCUGUAUUUAGUUCCUUUUUAUUUCCAUGGUAACAGAAUGUAUCUCUCUCUUGAUGUAGCCAUUGUUUUUUAUUUCCAUGGUAACAGAAUGUAUCUCUCUCUCUCUUGAUGUAGCCAUUGUUUUUUAUUUCCAUGGUAACAGAAUGUAUCUCUCUCUCUUGAUGUAACCAUUGUUUUUUAUUUCCAUGGUAACAGAAUGUAUCUAUCUCUCGAUGUAGCCAUUGUUUUCUCUGGUCUAUUGACUGUUCCCUACAAUGUAAUGACCUUGUAUAAAAUGUUUUUUGUUUUUUUAGGGAGUAGAUCAGCUUUAAUAUUGCAGAUAGAUUGUAGCUUCCAUCAAUGUAAUUGUCUGCAUCACUUCCAAUCCCCCAUAUAUUAUUGUAUAUAUAUACAGUUUAUAUACAAAUUCUUAUUUUACAAUGAAGGCCUACCCCGGCCAAACCCUCCCCUAACCCGGACGACGCUGUGCCAAUUGUGUGUCGUCCUAUGGGACAAUAUUUGUUGUAUUAUAUACACAUACAUACAUAUAAAUACAUAUAUAUACUGUCACGGCUCCUCCUCUGCAGUGCAGGGGCGGUUCCUCCUGCAGGCAGAGGAGGGUCAUUAGUGAUUGGAGCCACCUGGGCUCAGGGUAUAAAACUGCUCCACUAACUUCUCUCUCUCCCUGCUCCUCCAGGUAUGAUCCUGUUUUGUUUGUUCCUUUGUUGGUUUAUUUAGUUUCCACUCAGUCAUGUUCACACACACAUAUUCACGCGUCCAUGCACCCUACAUACACCUUACAUUAUGACAUUUCCACACCUCAUUCAUUUUUCUUUGUUUAGAGUUAAUAGUUUUGUUUUACAAUAAAGAACCUUUUGAAUUGGCCUAUA
Molecule: messenger RNA, 3156 nt
Organism: Salmo salar (Atlantic salmon)
Lineage: Eukaryota; Metazoa; Chordata; Actinopteri; Salmoniformes; Salmonidae
Source: RefSeq, a predicted model, not a curated record